CAUUUAGAGACGUUUUUUUCUAGUAUCUAGUUUUUUUUGUUUGUUUUGUAUUGUUUGUUUUGUAUUGUGUAAAAUCCUCUCUUGUAUAUGUAUUUGAUAAAGAGUCGGAAUUAGGGAUUUCAGAAUGGCGGAAAGUGUCCUGGACAGUCCAGACCUGAAGGAUCUACAGGAAGAAGAACUGUGGGGUCUUAUCAAUGAUAACCGUCAUGCCAUCUGUCUUGGUACACGUCCCUGUGUUCUCAUACCUUACCUUCGGCAGGCACGUGUCCUUACUGACCUGGAUGAGGAUGAGAUUCUCAACUGUCUCACAUUGAUCAACCGCUCCAUGAGGACCAGUCAUAUGCUUGAUUUGUUACGUAUACAGAGUCGUAAUGGAGCUAUGGCUCUGCUUGAAAGUCUGAUGAUUCAUUACCCCACUCUCUACACACAGAUCACUGGCCGCCAGCCCAGCAUUGAGCCUUCGCACUUCAGCGGCCUGAUAAAGUACACCGAGUUGACGGAGUACCUGGUUCAUGCUGUGAGCAGUAUGCAGACAGAGCUACAAGUGACACAACAUGAGUCUGCACGGCUGAGAGCUCAGUGCUGUGAGCUGGAAGGAAAACUGGGACAGGCUGAACAAAAUAAUCAAGAGUUCAUCCAGAUACAAAGAGAGCAUGCACGACUGCACAAUCACCUUGAUGGUUUAAACAGGGAACUGUUGAAACUGAAAGAUGAGAAAUGUGAUCUCUAUGUAAGAUAUACUACAGCUCUUGAGGAGAAGUCUGCAAAUGUUAUACGCAACAGAGACCUGCAACUUGAGAUUUACCAGCUGCAAUGCGACUUAAGGAAGGCACAGAAACAGACAGAAUUCCAGAGGCAGAAUUCUGUAAAAAAUUUAAGUGACACACAGAAGCUGAAAGAUGAGCUCAGUGCUGUACGUGCAAAGUUACUGGAGACUGAGACAUUCUCCCCGGUAAAGCAGGAUAUCCUAGCCCAUGAUUUAAAAGAGAUAGAGACCAGACGUUCAGAACUUGCUGAAGAGGUCAACAGAAUAAAUGAAGAAAAUGAACAACUUCAGCAAGAGAAAGAAGAACUCCUAGAAGAGAAGAACUCUUUGGCUUUGGAGGUGGCAAAGAUGACCGUGGACUGUGAGAUGUAUAAGCACAGGAGCAUGCUGUUUCAGAGUCAGCUUGAAGAUGUGCAGGCAGAGAGAGACAAGGCAUAUCUGUCCCGUGAUGAAGCCCAGGCUCAGAUUGCACGUAGUCUUGCAGAAAAGGACACUUUAAGAAGCCAGCUCAUGGAACUACAAGAGAAACUUUUCACCAUGAAUGCUUGUAGCAGGCAAAGAGAAAGAAGAGAAAAAUCGAGGGAAAGGAAGUUUAGUUGUGAGAGCAGCCCUCCUUCCAGCCCACCACUAAGAAGACAGCCAUGUGACUUAAAAACCAUCCUUCCUGAGUGCUUUAUUUCAUAUGAUGCUUCUGAGUUCAGUGAUGAACAGAUCAGCAGUAUCAUUUCCAAUCAAGUGGAGCCACCCUGCUCUGAAUCUCUCCGUAGACGAGAUUUACACUUUUCAUCCAGAAGUGACACAGAAGACAAUUACAGCAUUCAGGAUCUGGCUGAUGACUGCUUUACAGACGAUGAUUAUGUCGUCAUCGCGAAAGGACAUUGCUUGGAAGAGUCAGUUUCGCCAUCAUCAAUUUCCAGUCCUAUGCGUAAAAGGAGCCAUGCUGACAGUGUCUCGAGAGCAUCUGCUCCACCCUUCCUAAUGCGUUCCAGACCCCAGGCCUUGCGCAUCACUGGUCGCAUACUCACCAUAUUUUUCCAAGGAGAAACGCUAUUGAACCAAAUACAGAUCAUUGGUGGCAAUAAAACUGGUGUGUUUGUACAUCACGUGACUAAAGAAUCUUCUGCUCAUAACACUGGCAUCAGCCCAGGCACUCAGAUACUUCAGCUGAAGUAUGAGCGGAAACGGAGAGCUGUACAAAUGGUUCUGGAAGACACCACUAUGGAGGAGGCUCUCUGGGCCCUAGGGCAAGUCCAAGGACCAUGCCACAUUACUGUGAGACCCAGCCAAGAUGCUUAUGAGAACUUGCUACAACAACUAAAGAACGGUGAAGUGAUGUCGGGUGAUUCGUUCUAUGUACGUGUUAACAUGACAUUGCCGGGGGAUGUAGCAGGAAAUCUGGCUGUCAAAUGUAAUGACAUUAUCCAUAUUACAAACACUUACCAUACUAGUGAUGGCUUCUGGUGGGGCAGUCAUGUGCAUCCUUGUCACCUGGAAGAUCUUAAGAGUGGGGCUCUGCCCAACUACUACAGAGCACAGAGGCUAUUAAUCAGGGCUAUAGAGGAUAUGACCUACUCUCGCAAAACACACAGAAAGGAGAGAACUGCAGCUGAUGAAAAACAGAGAGUGGUGAGGAUUGUCAGCACCAGUCAGCAGAGAAGAAACCCACUGUGGGUCAGUGUGGAAGAUGACAACAGCAAAAGCCAGGACAGUGAUGGCUGUUUGCCCAGCAGAUGUGUGACCCUGAUGCCCUUCACACUGGUCACACCCCGGUUCCCUCCCAUCUGCCGCCCAGUCCUCCUCCUUCCCACAAUCCUUGGCCGUGUCUUGCACAAACGCCUGGCAGAACAGGAAGGUUAUCAGCUCUGUGAGCCAGAACUGCUAAUGACAAGUGAGCAUGGCAUGCAAAUGCAGAAAGGGGAGAUUCUUGAAGAGUGUGACUCAAAAACACACCUUUGCUAUACACUGCAGGGAGUUGAGAAGAUCAUGAAACGGGGUACUCACUGUGUUUUACCUCUUGGUUUGGACUGUGUGUGUCGUCUCCAUCGUGCUGAAAUCUUCCCCAUCAUUGUCUACAUCAUAUCAACAGAGAGAAGUCUCCGCAGAUUGAGACACAAAUUACGGCAGAACAGCGUUACUGAAUCUCAGGUGCUGGAGUGUUUCUGCAGCGAGGAGCCACUUCUAGAUAAACUGCCCUGCCUUUACCGAAGUAUUCCACCAGAAAGCUGGCAUGAUACCGCCACCCUAGUGGACACUCUCAAAAGUGUGGUGACAGAGGAACAGAACAAGAUUGUGUGGGUUGAGUCAGAUCCCUGGUGAGGCAACAAUAGGAGUUUAUGGCAAAAAUGGAGGACUGCUACAGAGCUAAGGUUUUUUCUACUUCAAUGGGCAAUCAAUGGGUACUAGCAUUUUUCUAAAUGUUAUUUUUUGUGUUCAUAAACUCAAAGUUUAAAACAUGAAGAAGAAAUGGUGAGGUAAAUUUUAAUUUGGGAAGGACAAUCCCUUUAACCUCAUAAACCAUGCAUUAUGGUGCAAUAAUCUAACUUUUAAAAGUUUGAGGACAGUAGGAUACUGUAAUGCUUAUAAAUAUUUCUUACAUAUUCAGUAAUGGCAAUUGAUGGAAAUUAAUACUACUGUAGACUUGUAUAUUGUUUUAAAUUUUUAAUUAAUGCUGCUCUUUUAUUCAGCAAGUAAUACUGUCAAAAAUAUUCAGUAGAGCAACUUUUUUCAAUAAUAUUAAUAAUAUGAAUGUAGGGCUGUGACGGUAACGGAUUUUCUGUUACGGCGUUGAUGAAGCAAGAAAUCAUGCGGUAUGUCGGUUAACCGCGCAUAUAUAUGUUUCCUCUAGGAUUUUUUCCAGCUGUGGCGGCAGGCCUUUUUUACACAGAUCUACUAACUACCUGUGGCGUUAUGUCAAUGACAAAUGUCGUGAGUGCAGUAUUAGAAGCCGAGAUCCCAUUUAUAUAAUAGCCUACAGCAUGCGGAUCUCUGCUUUUUUUUCUGCUCGUGCACAAAACUUCUUGCCUCCCCCUCAAAUAUAAGCCGCUUUAAGAGCGCGCAGAUCUUCUUGUGCCCUCUCAAAUAAGCGCUGCUGAAGUGCGAUUUAGUGCGUUAAUGUAACGAGUAUGUCUCCAGCAUUUAUUAGAUUUUCUAGGAAUAAUUAUGAAUUCCUCCGCUAUUAAUGCGUCCUGAAAUAAAGUAAAACGGCGUCGUGUUUGCUGGCCUCACGCAUCAUGCACCUGUCACAGUCAGCCAGUCAGUCAGUCAGCACGUAACCUUAAAGGGUUAAACAAAGACGCACAGCAUUACUACUGUUACAGAAAAGUUCGCGCUGUUAUAACUCACUUACCCUUUAAUACACUUUGGUGCGAUUAUCACCCGCUAUUAAAAUAAUAAAAUGUUUUGAAUGAGCAGCUGUAAUGUAGCCGUGGCGGGAUGAAUCCUGGCCUGGCGCCCCGCCAUGGAAGAAUGAAUGUAGCGGAAACCAUACAUAUAUAUAAAAUCGCUCAACAGAAAAUAAGCAUUUUUCACGCACUGUUGUAAUUUCUAUAUCCCAAUCCUUUUAUCAACAUUUUGAAUACAAGUCAAUAUUUUAAAGAUUAUAACUUGAGAUUGAGAAUAUGAUUUUACAUCAGCGCUGCAUUUUUCUCCUUCGCCCUCGCGCUGAGUUCAGGUGACGGAGUGUUGUGAAGUAGUUAAACUCUCCUCAGUUUAAUUUACAGUGUCAACCUGGCACAGGAAUAUCAGUAUAUUAAUAUAGGAUUUUUAAUAAACUCUCUUAUAUCUGCUGGUGCUGCUAUUAAUAUGCAGAUGGUUAUGCUGGUGCAGCCGUUAAUACACGGUUCAGGUAAUCAAAAAGCCAGCUCGCCUACAUGAUGUUUAAUUAUGGGUGGGUCGCAGGUGGAGAAGUUCUAUCAUUGGUUAUGAAGACCACUUUGCCUAAAAUAUCAAAAAGUUUAAACGCUUUGAUUAAAUAUAGCGAAACUGACCGAUCAAUGGAUGUUUGUCAUAAAGAGUGAUAUUAUAGGCUGCUCUUUUAAUUUUGAUCAUACAGUUAACAAAGACUCAAUAUUCCAAACUGAAUAUUUCACUUUUAUUUUACUUAUAUUACAGUUGUAUUUGACCGGUUUGUGUUUUGGCCGCGGCAUAUAGCGGACCCUGAGGCACAUCGCUUCACCUCAAAGUUUAUUAGUUAUUUUUGUUUAUUUUGUAAACUGACCGACAAAAACUAAGAUACAAAUUGUACAAAACAAAAUUCGUUCAAAGAAUAUUUUUCUUCCGACGAAAAUAUAUGAAUUGUGUAUUUUUGUGCAUCCCCAUCCGCUACACAACUGUGCAAUUAAUGCUUUAAUUAAAUAAACUAUUUAAUUUAAUAAACUGCUUUAAUUAAUGCUCCACUGUAAUUGCUCCUACACAAACCCCUGUGAUAUAUUAGCUACAUGUUUUUAUAAAUGUCUUUACACAAAAUUAUUAUAUGCUAUAAAUAAGUCAAAAUAUAUGCGAUUGUUGACUCAUCACCGUGGUCGCAGCUCGCGCUUCUGUAUAGCUUCUGUAAAAAAAGACCUACAUUUAACCAGCUUUUUAGCAAAGCCUAUAUUAAUAUACUGAUAUUCCUGUGCCAGUUUGACACUGUACAUUGAACUGAGGAGAG
Molecule: messenger RNA, 5414 nt
Organism: Danio aesculapii
Lineage: Eukaryota; Metazoa; Chordata; Actinopteri; Cypriniformes; Danionidae
Gene: card14
Product: caspase recruitment domain family, member 14
Exons: 21
Coding region: 125-3082 (985 amino acids)
Biological process (GO): regulation of apoptotic process
Molecular function (GO): protein binding
Source: RefSeq, a predicted model, not a curated record